This is a messenger RNA of Dipodomys ordii (Ord's kangaroo rat), 602 nucleotides long. RefSeq names its product mitochondrial ribosomal protein L11 (gene Mrpl11). NCBI's taxonomy places the organism in Eukaryota, Metazoa, Chordata, Mammalia, Rodentia, Heteromyidae. Gene Ontology annotation, molecular function: large ribosomal subunit rRNA binding; structural constituent of ribosome. Gene Ontology annotation, biological process: translation. Gene Ontology annotation, cellular component: ribosome; mitochondrial large ribosomal subunit. The transcript has 4 exons. The coding region runs from base 102 to 578 and encodes 158 amino acids. The record is from RefSeq and is a predicted model, not a curated record.
CCUUACGGGAGGACCGUUGACCUCUGGCCCAAGAUGGCGGCGCCCAGAGCCUGGCUCUGGCAGUUCGCUCUGAGGUGACGAGAGACCGACAGCCGUGUGUCAUGUCGAAGCUCAGCCGGGUCACGCGGGCCGUCAAGAAGACGGAGGCUGGUGGAGUGAUCCGGGCCAUCGUGCGAGCUGGCCAGGCCAUGCCCGGGCCCCCGCUGGGGCCCGUCUUGGGUCAGCGAGGUGUUUCUAUCAGCCAGUUUUGCAAGGAGUUCAACGAGAAGACGAAGGACAUCAAAGUAGGCAUUCCUCUGCCCACGAAGAUUUUUGUGAAGCCUGACAGGACAUUUGAAAUCAAGAUUGGACAACCCACUGUUUCCUAUUUCUUGAAGGCAGCUGCUGGGAUUGAGAAAGGGGCCCGGGAAACAGGGAAAGAGGUGGCCGGCCUGGUGACGCUGAAGCACAUAUAUGAAAUUGCUCGUGUCAAAGCACAGGAUGAAGCCUUUGCCCUGCAGGAUGUCCCUCUGUCUUCUGUUGUCCGAUCCAUCAUUGGCUCUGCCCGUUCCCUGGGCAUCCGAGUGGUGAAGGAGUGAGUGUCAUGGGAGAAGCAGUUUGAA